GUUCUAUGUACGGAGUACUACGGAGUAUUUGUCUUCCCCAUGUUUUCCAAUCCGCAUUCACUGUUGAUCGCUUAAACCGCCCUCCGCCACAAAAAAGUCGUUGGGCGUCGCUGCUUCCAUUUUAAAACACCCAUUUGUCCAGCUCACACUUGACCAUUCAUACAUCCCACUCCUUCAAAAAGAAAACAAUCACAAUUUCUUCUUUUUUUUUCUUCUUUGCUCCCACUACUCGUACCUCUUCUCAAUAGAACAAUUUCUCUCAGACCACCUUUCUUCCUUCUCCAACAACAAUCACAAACCAUCAACCGCCAAAAUGCCAAAGGUCAAAUACAUCCUCCUCGACUGCGACAACACUCUCGUCUUGUCUGAACGUCUCGCCUUCGAAGCUUGUGCCGAUCUCACCAAUGAGCUCCUCGCCAAGUAUGACGUCCCCGAACGCUACACCGUCGACUCUCUCCUCGAAGACUUUGUCGGUCAGAACUUCCGUGGCAUGAUGGUCGGACUCCAGAAGAAGCACAACUUCCAGAUGCCACCCGACCAGCUCGAGGAGUACGUCAACCGUGAAUUGGGAGAGGUCAUCAAGAAGCUCAGCGCCAAAGCCACUCCUUGCCCCGGUGCCCCAGAAGAGUUGGAACGUCUACACAAGGCUGGAUACCCCAUGUCUGUCGUGUCGACCUCGGCCAAACCCCGUGUCGUCGCUUCCCUCGAGAAGGUCGGCAUUGACCACUACUUCCCCAAUGCCCAUGUCUACAGUGCCGCCACCUCCCUCAACCCACCGUCCAGCAAGCCCGACCCCAAGAUCUACCUCUACGCUUGUGAGCAACUCGGUGUCAAGCCGGAAGAAUGCAUCACGGUCGAGGACAGCAAGAGUGGUGCCACUGCUGCCAUGCGUGCCGGUAUCCCAUUGAUUGGCUACGUCGGAGUCUAUGGUAUCGAGGAGGGCAAAGAGAAGAUGGACCAGAUGGCCAAGAUUCUGACUGAGCAAUGCAAGGCCGCUCACAUCAUGUAUGAUUGGAAGGAGUUCCCGGAGAUCCUCAAGAAGAUGGAGGCUGCGUGACUACCCGACCAUAAAGCACGACUCUGAACGUGGUGAUUACGAGAGAGACGAAGGAAUUUUCGGAAUGAUCUUGACACGAACCAACUAAGAAGACGAAUAUGCUCCCCCAGGUCUGUGGGUUGAGCAGAGAAAUGACGAUCCUUUCAUUGAGACAGACAUGGACGCAGACACUAGAAUUUCAUACGGCAUGAAAGAAAGAAGAUUCACGAGAAGUGAAGAAUAGAGAAUGAUUUCUUCCAUCACUUUUACAGAUUC
This is a messenger RNA of Exophiala oligosperma, 1312 nucleotides long. RefSeq lists its product as uncharacterized. The record is from RefSeq and is a predicted model, not a curated record. Lineage: Eukaryota; Fungi; Ascomycota; Eurotiomycetes; Chaetothyriales; Herpotrichiellaceae. Bases 314 to 1057 code for a protein of 247 amino acids. The transcript is spliced from 2 exons. Gene Ontology annotation, molecular function: hydrolase activity.